Cryptomeria japonica (Japanese cedar) is the source of this 1935-nucleotide messenger RNA. RefSeq names its product amino acid transporter AVT3A. The coding region runs from base 276 to 1550 and encodes 424 amino acids. The transcript has a single exon. Gene Ontology annotation, molecular function: amino acid transmembrane transporter activity. The record is from RefSeq and is a predicted model, not a curated record. Gene Ontology annotation, biological process: amino acid transmembrane transport. Gene Ontology annotation, cellular component: vacuolar membrane. NCBI's taxonomy places the organism in Eukaryota, Viridiplantae, Streptophyta, Pinopsida, Cupressales, Cupressaceae.
AAGAUUUAAAAAAUGAAAGGCUCGUAAAAUUUAGAAGUUGCACAAAUAACCGGUAUAGGAUCGAAAACCAUUAAUUUUGCAACUUUAGUAAUUCAACCUCGUGCCAAAAAAUGGAGCCGAGAUUCUGUAUUUUUGCACACGACUCUUCAGAGUGGCGUGGACAACGUGGAUUUUAAGAAAAAUUCAGCAGAGGGCUACCUAAUUGUAUAAACAAGAAUCAAAAGAUAAAUCUACAGAUUUGAAGGAGGCAGAAAAUUGAAGAAUAAAUAGUAAUAAUGGCAUGGGAGAAGGGAACAAGUUCGGCUCGCGAGAACACUCCGCUAUUACCAAACCAGUUAAAGUCGGAGCCUCUGUCUUCUUCUUCUAAAUCUUUUGGCAAUAUAUUGAUCGCGAUUGUUGGCGCAGGCGUUCUUGGAUUGCCCUAUACUUUCAUGAAAACUGGAUGGCUUGCAGGAAUCAUCAUUUUGGGUAUUGUUGCAGGCCUUACAUAUUACUGCAUGAUGCUACUGGUAUGGACCAAAAGAAAGCUCGAGAAAGAGGGCUUUGUAAAAAUCGGCAGCUUUGGCGAUGUGGGUUUCAUCGUAAGUGGGCCAAUUGGGAAGGGCAUGGUAGAUUCCAUGAUUGUUCUUAGCCAGGCAGGGUUCUGCGUAAGUUAUUUCAUUUUUGUUGCCAAUACUUUGUCUUCCCUCUUCUUCAGGAAUGAGGAGAACGAGCAUUAUUUGUAUGGGUCUAAGAUACUGGGUUUGGAGGCAAGCAAGCUCUUCAUUUGGGCUGUUUUACCUUUUCAAUUGGGCCUCAAUGCGAUUCGAACGCUGACCCACUUGGCUCCUUUCAGCAUUUUUGCGGAUGUUGUGGAGAUUUUGGCAAUGGUGGUUUUAAUGAUUGAGGAUGUGGUGACCUAUGUGAGGAAUAUGCCCUAUUUGGAGGCUUUUACUAAUUUCAGCAUAAUCCCUUAUGGAGUUGGAGUGGCGGUUUAUGCUUUUGAAGGGAUUGGAAUGGUUUUGCCACUUGAGACUGUGACAGAUCAGAAGCACAGGUUCGGUGGUAUACUUGGUCUUGCUUUGAUUUUUAUUACUGCUGUCUAUGGGGCUUUUGGGCUGUUGGGUUACCUUGCAUUUGGGAGUGAGACCAAGGACAUCAUUACGUUGAAUUUUGGAAAGAAUUUGCUGACUGAUUUAGUUCAGGUUGCAUUAUCCAUCAAUCUUUUCUUUUCAUUACCUUUGAUGAUGAAUCCUGUCCAUGAGAUUGUAGAAAGCAGGUUGAAUGGAGGCCAGUAUUCUUUUCCUCUGAGGGCUCUGUCAGUGUCCUUGACAAGUCUAGUAGCUUUUUUCGUGCCGAAUUUUUCAGAUUUCCUGUCACUUGUAGGCAGCAGCGUCUGUUCUGUUCUAGGCUUUGUAUUGCCUGCUAUCUUUCACUUGCUUGCUUGUAGGAGGGAUUGCUCUUUGGUUCAGAUCUGCGUGGACAUCUUAAUUAUCUUUUUCGGCGUUGUUUUUGGUGUUGCUGGAACGAUUUCAUCUGUCAAACAAAUUUUCUUUGCAGAUGUGGUAUAAACCCUUCAAUAUGGGUACUUGUAUUCUGUGCUUAGGCUUUCACAAUCAGUUUAUGUAGGAUAUAGAUCAACUUCAUUAUCAGCAGCUGUACUAUAUGUGUUGUAUGUAUCAUCCAAUUCUUUCAUUUGCAAUCAAUCAUCUUAUUGGCAAGUAAUAGGCAAGGAAGAAAUAUGGAAAGCUUUCAGGUCUUUUCUCAGUGGCAAGUAACAGGCAAGGAAGAAAUCUGGGAAGUUCUCAGGUCUUUUCCUAGUGCUGUAUCUUGAUAUUCAUCAAGAUUGCAGUAAUAGCAAUGGAAAAAUUAUGUAUAUCCAUGGAACCAUGGAAUCAAUUGUGUUUAUCCCAAAAUAACAUAAAAAAAAUUUAGUGAAUGCAUCAUUUUGAUUUA